GCAAGCAAUAUAUCAUAACAACAUCACUAAUUAUUUUCCUAUAUCAGUUAUAUUAUUUCUUUAUCCACUAUGUGAAUGACGUCAAUUAUCUCUCAAAUAUUUUGGAGGGGAAAUUUAGACUAAGUAUUGUAAGACAACUCAAAACAAAUCGAUUUGAAGUGUAAUUUGAAACUUAGAUGAACUUGUUUACUUUAAAAAAUAUUCCUUUUACAAAAUUUUUGUUAAGUGCCGACCAAAAAAAGUUAUUUUGAAAUUUUUACUUAAUAGUUUAAUGAAAGACUCUUGAAAUCCAUAGCUUCUUUAUUGGGCAGCCAUGCUUUUCUAUGAAGGUUAUAUCACCAAGUCGGCAAGCGAUUUUGUCAAACCAUUUCGCACUAGAUAUUGCACAGUUUCUAUGGAAAAAAUAUAUAAUUCAGAUCAAAUAAGAAAAAAGAAAAAAAGAGCUUCAUUUCAAUUAAGGCAAAGAUCAGCUUCACUAUUUGAUCAGCCUUUGAAUCUUCACGAAAGUAGCGAUCCUCUUCAACAAAGAGUAGUACUAACUUACUACAAAAAAGAAAAUAAACCACAUCUUGGAAAGUUUAUACUCGACGAUUGUGGCAUCAGGAAUAUAAGUGAAGGAAUAAAAGGUUUCCAAUUCGCUGUUUGCGUCACGCUUGUGUAUUUGAAAGCUCCGAGAGAUUUAUAUUUGUGUUUUGAAAAGGAGGAAGAGAAAGAGAAUUUUCUGAAGGUUCUUCAAGAACAUACACAAAAUUCAAACAUGGACGAUGACUUUAUUGAUAAGCCGAUUGUAAAAGAAAUUCCGAGAAAUGACUUAAAUAACCCGAUUUUUAUAGAGUUGGACAAAUUUAAAAAAUCUAUUAGAAGUAAAAGUAGCGACCAAGAACUAGACGAUUCGUCAAAAGAUUUUAAUUUCUCUGAAAGUGACCGUAGAGAUUCUGGGUACUCCACAACUAAUUCAAGAUUGAGCAAUGUAUCAACAAUCAGCAGAAGUUCAAUUAUCUCCACAAUUUCACCGAAAAUCAGUCACGAUAUAAAUUCUUCUGAUCCAUCCAAAACUUUGCUUUCUUGCUCGUCUGCUGAAUAUGAUUUAAUUUCGUCUCCAUUAUCAUCUAUGGACGGUUCAAAUUUGAAUACGAAUUUAGAGUUUAAUGAAAAUUCCGAGGAGUUAGAAGAAAGCUUUUAUGAAAACGUAAAUGUUGGUACUUUAUCCAUAUAAUUUUCCAUUAUACCUUAUAACAAAUUUUAAAACUUGCAUUUUUUUGUAAAACUUCAAAUCAAUAAUGUACAAAAGUGUAAA
This is a messenger RNA of Hydra vulgaris (swiftwater hydra), 1297 nucleotides long. RefSeq lists its product as uncharacterized. The record is from RefSeq and is a predicted model, not a curated record. Lineage: Eukaryota; Metazoa; Cnidaria; Hydrozoa; Anthoathecata; Hydridae.